Molecule: messenger RNA, 1461 nt
Organism: Ogataea haglerorum
Lineage: Eukaryota; Fungi; Ascomycota; Pichiomycetes; Pichiales; Pichiaceae
Exons: 1
Coding region: 1-1461 (486 amino acids)
Biological process (GO): DNA strand invasion; DNA repair; mitotic recombination
Molecular function (GO): DNA strand exchange activity; single-stranded DNA binding; ATP-dependent DNA damage sensor activity
Source: RefSeq, a predicted model, not a curated record
AUGGAUCUCGCUGCGGAGGUGGGCCAUUUUGCGCUCCUGGACGAAGAACGAUUUGAGUCCCUUGUGAAUGCGUUUGAGGCUCAGGGUGUUACCUCCCAGGAGCUUCUGCUGUGGUCUGUGCAGGACAUUGCGAAGAAGAUAGGACGCCCUGAACAAGACGUGAAGGCAUUUGUUUCGGACCUAAAGCAACAUCUUCAGCAAAGUCUCCCAAAACCACAAAAAAUUAAGGACAACAUUCCGCAGCAGGCCUGGUUUACCACUGGUGAUGAAAAGCUCGAUAAAGCUCUUAAUGGAGGCAUUCCGUGCGGGUGUCUCGUGGAGAUCAGCGGAGGCUCUGCGACGGGAAAAUCUAAUUUCCUGAUGACGUUAAGCAUGACCAGCCAGCUGCCGCUUGAGUUUGGCGGGCUGGGGCCGUCACUGUUUGAGGAAAGGCGAAAACCCGUCCAGACCAUGUACAUACCUACCGAGAGCGCGCUGAGCACAAGGCGUCUGAGCCAGAUAUCCAGCCAUUACAAGGAGCUUCUUCGAGCGAACGGGAUUGAGGAAAGUGCGGUAUAUCCACAGAUGGAAAACGUGAUCACCCCGUCAAUUGCCAUCUCUGACCUCGAGCGCCAAGACCGGUGUAUUUUUUUCCAACUACCAUUGCUACUUCAGCGAAAUAAAAAUGUCAAGGUGGUGAUACUGGACUCAGUCACACACCAUAUCCGAGCCGAGCUGCCUGUGGAACAACGACGGUCGUAUAUUAUCAAACUCGGGCGGUUUUUGCGGAAAAUGUGCAACGAGCACGACGUGACUGUCAUUGUGUCAAACCAGAUGACAGACAAGCCGUUGGGGGACAUCAUCAGUGACGAGGUAUUUCUCAAGAUGAACGCAGACUACCAGCUGGGCUGGUGCUAUGGCUGGGACGAGGUCGGGAUCGUUUAUCGCCAGCUGUGCUCGCGCAAUAAGCAGGACUUCGACACCUACGACGAGAUAGACUACUCAGAAUAUUCUGGAGACUCGAGCACGCAGGAAACGUCUCAGAGGAGCUCCACACCGAUAUGGGACCAGCUCAAGACCGAGCGGAAGAAAAUGUUCGAGUCCAAAUACAGGAGUAAAGUGUCCAAAAUCAAGACCGUGCCCGCCCUUGGACUGGACUGGCUCAAUUUUCUCGAUGCCCGCAUAUCUUUGAUCAAAGACUAUAAACCAAUACUCAAUGAGCAGAUGAUAGAGGAGUUCAGCGAAGACCUAGGCAUCGACUCGUCCUUUUUGCGCUCUCAGGAGGACGACGACAACGGCAACCCGAGCACCGAGUCCAAGCGCAAAAGCGUGGCGGAGAUGCUGAUGUCCAACGACUAUCUGGCCAAUUACAAUUUUGAGACUCAGCGAAAGCUGCUCAUUGUCUUUAGUCCUCUUGUGUCCAGCGCACGCCAACGCGAGUGUAUCUUCGAGAUAUGGAACGGGGGCAUCAGAUGUCCUUAA